UGGCUUUGGCAACACUGUGUCACUUGUUUUUAAAGAACGUGGAGGUUAGACUCGCCUUUAACGUCUAAUGUGCACAGAAGUUGUUUUAUAAAUUAAAUUAAAUAAAUAACGUAAUGGUGCUGUUGGAGAACGACUUGUUUCUGUCGGAACUCACCAAGUUCUUCCAAAAGGCCAGGCUGAGCGGUUCAGUUUCCAUGACAUUUAAAAGAUAUGAUGGCAGAACAAAACCAAUUCCUCGAGAAGGACGACCACCAUUACCAGAACCGCAGGAACAUAUGUGUUUGAUACGAGCGAAGUUUAAAACGAAAAAGAUCGCAACAGUCGUACAUCAGAAGGACAUAAACAAAUUUCAAGUGGCGUACAGUAGUUUACUUAAAGGAAAUAUUGACGGCCUAAAGAAACUAAAGAAAUUGAAGACGAAAACGAAAGCGGAAUAAUUGUUGUUUACUAUCACUGUCUAUAAAAACUGCGGAUUUUUGUUUUAAUUUGAUGGCAAGGGAUUUUGUAUUUGAUUUUCACAUUUUAAUACAAAUUAUAAUUAGUUGUUAA
Photinus pyralis (common eastern firefly) is the source of this 549-nucleotide messenger RNA. RefSeq names its product signal recognition particle 14 kDa protein (gene Srp14). Gene Ontology annotation, cellular component: signal recognition particle, endoplasmic reticulum targeting. Gene Ontology annotation, molecular function: endoplasmic reticulum signal sequence receptor activity; 7S RNA binding. The transcript is spliced from 3 exons. The coding region runs from base 114 to 437 and encodes 107 amino acids. Lineage: Eukaryota; Metazoa; Arthropoda; Insecta; Coleoptera; Lampyridae. Gene Ontology annotation, biological process: SRP-dependent cotranslational protein targeting to membrane. The record is from RefSeq and is a predicted model, not a curated record.